Molecule: messenger RNA, 669 nt
Organism: Penicillium macrosclerotiorum
Lineage: Eukaryota; Fungi; Ascomycota; Eurotiomycetes; Eurotiales; Aspergillaceae
Product: mitochondrial 54S ribosomal protein bL19m
Exons: 3
Coding region: 1-669 (222 amino acids)
Biological process (GO): translation
Cellular component (GO): ribosome; mitochondrial large ribosomal subunit
Molecular function (GO): structural constituent of ribosome
Source: RefSeq, a predicted model, not a curated record
AUGGCGGCGUUACCAGCAAUGCGGCAGCUGGGCUGCUUGAGAUCAAUGAUCAAACCUCAAGGGGCUAUUCAGCAACAACUAGGUCGUCGAUUCAUUACAACUCGCUACUCCCAGCGCCCCGAGCGCGUUCCCCUCCCUCCAACCCUCCCCCAGCAAUUCCUGUCACAAUUACCAGCUCGCAUGCAGCCUCAGAAUGCACCCAAACCGAUUAAGGUCUAUCCUGCUCCUCCCUCCGUUCGUGCUGUAUGCAAGGACCCAAUCGCAAAGGUCACCGAGUCGCAAUUGGAGACCCUGGACCCUAAGGGUGAUCGCAAAGCCCUGUUUGAUUACCGCCGGAAUCCCCGCAGUAUCAAGCCCGGCGAUAUUGUCCGAGUCACGUUCAAGAACGGUGACCCAUUCAACGGUGUUGUCUUGAGCAUUAGGCUGCGCGGCAUCGACACUUCAUUCCUCCUUCGCAACGAACUGACUCGCGUUGCCGUCGAAAUGUCGGUCAAAGUUUUCAAUCCCAACGUCCAGAGCGUGGAGAUCGUCCAGCGGGCACAGCGCAAGAUCCGCCGCGCAAGACUGUACUACAUGCGGUCUCGCAAGCACGACCGUCGCAGUGUGGAGAACGUUGUGGCUGCCUACGUCCGCCAGAAGAGAGCUUUCUUAGGUGGUGGCAAACGGUGA